This is a messenger RNA of Staurois parvus, 888 nucleotides long. NCBI's taxonomy places the organism in Eukaryota, Metazoa, Chordata, Amphibia, Anura, Ranidae. The record is from the annotation of a GenBank genome assembly.
AUGUUUUAUGAUGAGGAGCUGGAAGAGUCAGACAAGUUUUACGAGACUCUCCCUCGUCCACUGCGUCUUAGCUUUGCUCUUUAUAACACUAUGGUGUCCAAAUCCGAAAUGCUGUGUUACUUUGUUAUCAUUCUCAACCACAUGGUUUCUGCUUCCAUCCUCUCUUUAGUCCUGCCCAUCCUCAUCUUCCUCUGGGCAAUGCUGUCAGUACCCAGGCCUACAAAACGCUUUUGGAUGACUGCCAUCAUCUACACUGAGAUUACAGUUGUCCUCAAGUAUUCUUUCCAGUUUGGCUUCUUUCCAUGGACUUCCACAGUGUACCGGAGCAUGAAUGCCGAUAAACCAUUCCGGUUACCCAACAUAAUUGGCAUUGAAAAGAAAGAUGGUUAUGUCCAUUUUGACCUCAUCCAACUCCUGGCUUUGUUUUUACAUCGUUCUAUUCUGAAAUGCCAUGGACUGUGGGACAACAAGGAAGUCUGCCUGCCAGAGUCUAAAAAGAAGAAAAAGUCUAAACGGCAGAAAAAACGAGGCAGUAAAGGCGAGGAUGAUACCAAUUCUGGCAUUGUACCGUGGCACCUCUUCAAGCAUCAGAAUCCUUCAAAAAAUGUUUUUAGAAAAAGAAGAUCCUCACAAAAGGCCGUUGCUGAAGGCACACACCAAAAGAAGGAACCCAAAAGCAGAUGGAAUUGCUUCAAGCGGAACCCAAAAAAAAAGCGCUUGUCACUGAAAGAGAGACUAAAGCAAGAGUGGAUCAAACUAAAGAAGCUGGCAGUGAAAAUAGCGCUGCAAAUCUACCUGCCGAUCAGACAGUUCUUCUAUGAUAUCAUACACCCAGAGUACAGCCCAGUAUGCGAUGUCUAUGCCAUCAUGUUUCUGGUCGAUGUUAUC